Molecule: messenger RNA, 819 nt
Organism: Penicillium alfredii
Lineage: Eukaryota; Fungi; Ascomycota; Eurotiomycetes; Eurotiales; Aspergillaceae
Exons: 1
Coding region: 1-819 (272 amino acids)
Molecular function (GO): catalytic activity
Source: RefSeq, a predicted model, not a curated record
AUGUCUUCGAGUUUAUCGGCAGACCAGAUGCAAGCCUUUCAAAUCAUCUCGUCGCUUCGCUAUGAUCCCGGCCUUCCGGAGGUAGUAUCGCGGCAUGCGAAUGACUAUCCAGAACCCCGUCAAUCGCCCUACUACCUACUCGCCUACCACCGAGACCGACUCAUCACCGCGGCGCAGCAUUUUCAAUGGGGGAAAGCAUUGGCCUGGCUACAACGUGAUAUAGAAAGCCUCGAGGAGAUCUUGAAUGGUUCAUUGCCGGAUCAGAGCAAGCCAUGGCGGCUACGCAUUGCAAUUGACUCCAAUGGCCAUGCCGCAGUCGACGUCCACCCAACGGCAGCAAUUGAGCCGCAAAAUCUUCUCGUCCCAUCAUUACACGCGAGUAUAGAAUCUCCUGUGUGGCGUGUCUACGUUGACACGCAACCCACAAUCCCGUCCGGCUUUACCACACACAAAACAACAGCCCGCGAUGACUACACAGCUGCGCGGCUCCGAGCAGGCAUUACCUCUCCAGCGGAAACAGCAGAGGUUCUCGUUGUGAACCCGAACGACGAGAUUAUGGAGGGAAGUAUUACCACUCCGUACUUCCGGCGGCGGGAAACUCGAACAGGAUCUCAGCAAGGCCCAAAUCAAGCUGGUUCAUGGGUCACACCACCCUUGAGCAACGGUGGCAACGCGGGCACAACUAGGAGAUACGCCCUGUCACAAAAGUUUUGUGUGGAGCAAGUACUUUCGCGAGCCGACCUUGUCGAUGGCGAGGAAUGCUGGUUGAGUAAUGGGGUAAGGGGAUUCAUGCGCGGCAUUGUCGUCUUGAAUCGAUGA